AUGUGGCGAGACAUCUCAGUCAAACGCUCUCCUGGUGCGUCAAUUUGUCCAAUCCCUAAAAGGAUAAGCUUUCACUUGGUAAACACAACUACCGCCAGUCUCUAUCUUGACAUGGGACAGUUUGUCAGUUCUAAGAAGAAGGCAAAUGCAUUUUUGGCACAGUUUGUUAGUUCUAAGAAGAAGGCCUCGAUCAUGGACCUAACUCAAACUACCCAAAAGCCAGAGGAAAGUGCCAAUGAUUUCAUAAUGAGAUGGAGGAGCCUCAAUCUCCAAUGCUCGGAGAAAAUUACUGAGCAAUCAGCAAUGCAAAUCCGCUACAACAACCUCAUGACAGACAUUGCAACUUUUGUUGCCAUCAGUGAAACCCAAUCAUUUGAUGCUUUGGUGUCAAAGGCGAAAGAAAUCUUUGACCAACUUCUUGUCUUUAACGCUAUUACCCUACCAGAAUCAAAGCGUCUUGCUGAGGCCAACAAGACAAAUGACCCUAGAUAUUGUCGGUAUCAUCACCUCAUCAGUCAUACGCUUAAGGAUUGUUAUAUACUAAAGGACAAAAUCCAAGAGCUCCUCAACAAUGGUGGUUUGGAGAUAGACUCUUCUUCCCGACAUCAAUCAGCUGCAGCAAAUAUAAAAGAGGAAAAGCUCACACCCACCAUUGCAUUACUAGAUGGAGCGAAAUUUUCAGGGGGGAAGAAAUUUGUUAAAAGAGCCAAGCACAUGGCUAAACAUUUCCCACCCAAUCACAGAUCUAUUACUUGUCCUUGUGUCAAGAUUCAAGGCAUGUCGUCCUUGAAAAAUAAGAGGAAUAAGAAGAAGGCGCAAAUGAAAGGUCAAAUCCCUCAAGAGAAUGAAUACGAGCAACCUGCAAGGGUCCCUGUCACACUCACUGAGUUUUUUCCAAUUGAGUUCUUCUCGAGUGAAUCCGAAGUUGAGGAAGAAAUUAUUCAAUGCAACAUGGUUUCUGUGGAGGAAUAUGAGGUUGACACAGAGGUUGAUGAGAUUAACCUCCACUCCACCGAGAAAAAGUCAAAGGCAAAAGAGAUUAAGGUCUCCACGUCGGAAAAAACUGUUGCAGGGGAUGUUCCACCGUCCUCCUCAAAAGCAAAGGACCCUAAGCCCGAUACCAGUAAUACAAAGGAGUCAUCACAAUCAUGUGCAAUUAAGUAUGAUAUUUUGACUCAUCUUAAGCGCAUCCUAGCUCCUUUAAGUGUCUAUGACGCUUUACAAAUGUCGAGAGAGCUUAGGGAAGCACUUGUAAUGGCUUUAAUGAGCCCAGAUUUGUACAAGUCAUGUUUCAAAUUAGCAGAUGUCCAUAGAACUGAAACCUUGAGGUUUUGUGCAUCGUGUCUGGCAACAAUUUACUUAUGUGACGAUGACUUUUUACUUGGGUCCAAAUUCCAUAAUCGACCUCUUUAUGUCACUAGCGAAGUUGGAGACAUGACCAUUAAUCGAUUCUUAUUAGAUUGUGGUUCAGUCGUGAAUCUUAUUCCAUUAAAGACGCUCCAUGCUAUAGGGAUGAGUGCCCAACAAUUGUCUCCCUUUAUGAUAACUAUUCAAGGGUUCAAUCGACUUGGGCAAAAAGCCCUGGGCUCUAUCACACUGCAAAUGGAAAUAGGGGAACUACAUUCAGACACCUUAUUCCAUGUGAUCAAUGCUGCCACUUCAUACAACGUCCUGCUAGGACGUCCAUGGAUCCAUACAUAUGGCGUAGUCCCUUCUACACUUCACUAG
Prunus armeniaca (apricot) is the source of this 1728-nucleotide messenger RNA. The record is from the annotation of a GenBank genome assembly. Lineage: Eukaryota; Viridiplantae; Streptophyta; Magnoliopsida; Rosales; Rosaceae.